AUGGCGUCGGGAAAAGGCGAUUCUAGUCAAUCUCGUGCAAAAGAGAUUCUUUCGCAAAUAUUUAGCCGCAUUGGGGAGUUGUCCGAUGCCUUGGCGGGUCCUGAUGGAUCUUCCAAUAAUUCUAGCAGUGUUGGGACAAGCGACACGGUGGAGAGUGAGGUUAGGAAGGUAUUUGGACAACAACAUUCAUCGACAACAUUGUCAUCAAGCGUGGGAACAAACCACACAAGUAUUAGUACAACACAGGGUACAACCCAAGCUUCCGUUUCAGUUUCACCUUCUCCACAGCUAUUCCAGGAGCCAAAUCCUUCGUAUAACACUAGAAGAUACUUCGGUAACCAACGAUCAGCAAUGAAAUCAAAUCGUUGGAGAAAAGGAAAGGACCCAAAAACAAAAAUUAAGUACUGGGCCGUUCUUACGUGA
Molecule: messenger RNA, 423 nt
Organism: Paramuricea clavata
Lineage: Eukaryota; Metazoa; Cnidaria; Anthozoa; Malacalcyonacea; Plexauridae
Source: the annotation of a GenBank genome assembly